Messenger RNA from Brenthis ino (lesser marbled fritillary), 1695 nucleotides. Lineage: Eukaryota; Metazoa; Arthropoda; Insecta; Lepidoptera; Nymphalidae. The record is from the annotation of a GenBank genome assembly.
AUGCCUAAUAGAAGAGCGCUCAAAUUGGUAAAAUUAUGUCUCGUCGAUAGCACAAAUGACCCACCUGAUACUCCUCCACCACAAAACGAGGUAUUCGAAACAAUCAUUAAUAACGGUUCUCUGCAAGAUUUUACUUCGUUAAAUCCUUCAUCACCAAUAAACGAGGUGAUAGGAUCAACCAUAAGUGACACAAUAAUAUCUCCACAUGUUUGUAUAUCUCCGGAUACCAUAUUUUCACAACACGAUAUAUUGCAACCAGUAGUUCCUAACACAUUGCCUUCGCUAGAAGUGCCAUCAUGUUCAAGUUCAAGUAGUUCAAGCCGCCGUAGCAGUAAUAGCCGAGCAACUGACAGUGCCACCACUUUAUCCAUAACAACAGAUAGAUUCGAUACUGACCUUUCUGAUUCAGACACCAUUAUAAACUGUGAUUUGGAAGCAAACACAUCUAGCCAUCAGGAUGUGUUCUACGGGGAUAUGAACGAUGGCACUCGUCGUAGACGCAAAGCGAAUAAGAGUUUGUGGAAGAAGAAUUUAAAUCAACAUUUGCGCAUGAAAGGUAAACCUUAUUUGGGUUACUCGCGUCCAAAUGGAAAUAAAAUGAAACAAAACAAACAUCGAGGAGGAAGGAAAAUGGGAAGUCGAUGUGAUUCGGAGUUUUGUAGAAAAAGCAAUAAAAGACAAUGUGCAGAUAUAACAGAUGAAGACAGAACAUGCAUUUUUAAUAAAUUUUGGAAUGAAAUGAACUGGGACCAGCGUAGAGUAUUUGUGGCUAACCAUGUGACCUGCAAAGAAAAGAAAAAAUGCACAGUCGAGAAGGAUUCCCGACGUAAGAUUACCUUUGAAUAUAGCUUGUCUGUAACGGAUUCUAGUGGAACUACCAGUAUUAAAAAGGUAUGCAAACAGAUGUUUUUGAGCACAAUUGACAUCGGACCAUUUUCAGUGCGAUCGUGGGCUAAGUCUAGUGAAUAUGGGAUGUAUGAAUAUCAAGAGAGUAGGGAAACAUCCAGAGGUAGGCUUAUUGACUCUGGAAGAAUAGAAAGAUUGGCUGUGUUACAUGAGUUUUUCGAUUCCUUACCGAAAAUGCCAUCACAUUAUAAUAGAAAAAAUACAAAUAAAAUAUUUUUAGAACCUGUAUUCCAUUCUAUAGCAAAUCUUUACAAAAUUUACAAAAUCUUCUGUGAAACUCGUGAUGCCAUUCCAUACUCAAUGAGAAUUUUUAAUAAUAUGUUUAAGGAAAAAAAUUUAGCCAUACAUCAGCUAAAAAAAGAUAUGUGCGAUACUUGCGAAGGCUUUAAGACAGGAAAUGUAACUGAUGCAGAUUAUCAGGCUCAUCUUAUUCGAAAAGAUAGUUCAAGAGCUGAGAAAGCUAGAGACAAGCAAGAGGCUAGUGAGGAUACGUCGACUUGGCGAUAUAGUUCAAUUAGGCCCGGGAGAAAGCCAGGAGACCCGAAGGUGACGGACAUAAGAGCUCUGAUGUAUAUUCCAGAGGGUCAGAUACAGUUUAAAACCAACCACUCUGAUGAUUGGCAAUGUUUGCCUCAGAGAUCGAAUAAGUCAGUUCCUAUUGUUACGCAAUAUAAACAGCUUCAUAAUAAUAAACUUCCAAUUACUAAUACAAAAUUUAUACACUUGCAAGAAUUGAAAAGUGUAAUUCCUGUGGAUUGUCAUGCUUUUUAUGAUGAUUUACCUCACGAU